Motacilla alba alba is the source of this 2211-nucleotide messenger RNA. RefSeq names its product zinc finger protein 501-like. The record is from RefSeq and is a predicted model, not a curated record. NCBI's taxonomy places the organism in Eukaryota, Metazoa, Chordata, Aves, Passeriformes, Motacillidae. The transcript is spliced from 2 exons. Bases 1042 to 2211 code for a protein of 389 amino acids. Gene Ontology annotation, biological process: regulation of immune system process; regulation of cytokine production; negative regulation of transcription by RNA polymerase II.
GAAGCCACUGGGACGGACAAGAGGCUGCGGGGAUGGGCACAAGGAGGGCUGAGGGCUCUGGGGUGAUUCCCAGGGAGGUUUUGAGGGCAUAUGCUCGGGCCCCUCUCUGUGCCCCAGGAGCAGCGGGCACGGGCAGGAAAAUCCAAGAGCGAAGCGCCCGACACCCCAGACUGUCCGAACCCUGCACCCCUGCGCUCCCCCAAACGAUUUCAGGGUUGUGCCAGAGCCAGCAGCCAGCCCUUUGUCAUCUCCGUCACCCGUGGCUGUCACCCGCUGCUGCUCCCGGCGCCUUUCCGGGUGACAAAUGGGACAAAAACUCCCAGAGAAACCCAAGCCCCCAGCAGUGCCCGGCUCUGAUGUGAGUCCAUCCCACGGGCAGCAGCCCCCUCCCCCUGCUGCAGCCCCAGGGGUCACUCUGCCACAGGGUCACUCCUGCCAGGACAGGUGGCUCCAGCGGGAGCCACUCUGGCCGCGGGGCUCCCACGGGGUCACAGCUUCCUCUCAGGCAUCCCUCUGCACCAAGGGGCUGCUCCAGGGGCUGUGGGGGGAUCUCUGCGUCCAGCACCUCCGCCUUUAGAACCACCAGGGAUUGGCUCUGCUAGACACUGAGGACGCUUCCAGCAGCUUCUCUCAGAGCCCACCCCGCUACCACAACCAGUCCACACAAACCCAGUACAUCCCCCCCUCACCUUCUGGCACAGGUGGAAGGCGACAGGAGGACAAAGCGUGGGCGCUGGGCUUGAGGGCAGCACGAGAAGGGAUGGAGGAGAAGGGCGUGGGAAGAGAAAAGAGCGGGAGAAGUGCCUGGAUUAGAGGAAGAGGAGAAGGAGGCGGGAUUAGCAAAAGGAGGACGAGCGGGAGGAGAGACGGAGGAGGAGAGUGAGGAAGAGGAGGGAGAGAGGAAAAGGAGGAGAAAGAGGAGAAAAAAGAAAGUUCGAGUUGGGCUCCCCGCUGAGUCUGCAGCCCUCCGGGCCCCGGGAGCACCACAUCUCCCUCCCCUUCUUCAUCCCGCAGGAUUUGUUAUUCCCAAGCUGGGGCCAGAUGGAGGAGGAGGAAAAGCCCCAGAGAUCCCACAUGAGGAGGGGCUGCAAACCCAGCCCAGGGAGCUGCAGGGAGCAAAGAGCCCCCCUGAGCCAGGAAGGCGGCCGGAGAUCCAGCCAGAGCUCAGAGCUGGUGGAGAAGCCUCGUGACAGGGAGAAGCCCCACAAGUGCUUGGAAUGUGGGAAGGGCUUCAGCCACAGCUCCAGCCUGAUCCGGCACCAGAGGAUCCACACUGGGGAACGGCCCUACACCUGUUUGGAAUGUGGGAAGAGCUUCAGACAGAGCUCCCACCUGACUCGGCACCAGGUGAUCCACAGUGGGGAAAAACCCUAUCAAUGCAUGGAAUGUGGGAAAAGCUUCAGGUGGAACUCUGACCUCAACAAGCACCUAACAAUCCACACUGGGCAAUGGCCCUAUGAGUGUGGGGAAUGUGGGAAAAGCUUCAGACAGAGCUCCAGACUCAUCCGGCACCAGACAAUCCACACUUGGGAACGGCCCUACGAGUGCAUGGAAUGUGGGAAGUGUUUUAAUUGCAACUCCCACCUCAUCAGGCUCCUGCGCUGCCACACUGGGGAGCGGCCCUACAAGUGCUUGGAGUGUGGGAAGAGCUUCAGCACAAGCUCUGACCUGAUCCAGCACCAGAACAUCCACACUGGGGAACGGCCCUGUAAGUGUGAGGAAUGUGGAAAGAGCUUCAACCGGAACUCCAACCUCAACAAACACCUCAAGAUCCACACUGGGGAAUGGCCCUACAAAUGUGGCGAAUGUGGGAAGAGCUUCAGGCGGAGCUCCCACCUCAUCAGCCACCAGAAGAUCCACACCAGCAAACGUGAAUGGCCAUAUGAGUGCUUGGAAUGUGGGAAGAGCUUCAGCAAUAGCUCUGAUCUCAUUAAGCACCGGAGGACCAACACUGGGGAGCAACCCUAUGAAUGUGGGGAGUGUGGGAAGAGCUUCAGCCAGAGCUCCAACCCCAUUUGCCACCAAACAACCCACACCAGGGAACGGCCCUACAGGUGCUUGGAAUGUGGGAAGGGCUUUAACCGCAACUUCCACCUCAUCAGGCACCAUCACAUCCACACCAGGGAGAGGCCCUGGGUGUGGGAAAAGCUUCUCACAGAGCUCUCACUUGACCCAACACCAACAGAGGCGCCACUAAGGGAAGCCCAGUGA